Sphenostylis stenocarpa is the source of this 1581-nucleotide messenger RNA. Lineage: Eukaryota; Viridiplantae; Streptophyta; Magnoliopsida; Fabales; Fabaceae. The record is from the annotation of a GenBank genome assembly.
AUGAUGUCGUCUCUGUUCAACCCUUCCUUCUCCUCCACUCUCCCCAACCAUUUAAUUUCAAUCCCAAAUAAUAAAAAUCGAUGCGCCUCCAUCGUCGUGUCAUGCACCUCCUCCACAUUCGAUCCCUCCUCCUCCCACCUCACCAACAACAACCAUUCCGCUCCUUCGCCUCCGCCGCCCAACAUCAAGGACGAGGCGCGCCGCCACCGUGCCGCCUCCGCGCACGAUUUCACGGCCAAGUAUGUUCCCUUCAACGCGGGCUUCGACUCGCCGGAAUCGUACUCGCUCGACGAAAUCGUGUACCGCAGUCGCUCCGGGGGGCUACUGGACGUGCAGCACGACAUGGAGGCGCUGAAGAGAUUCGACGGAGCGUACUGGCGCACGCUCUUCGACUCGCGCGUGGGGAAGACCACGUGGCCGUACGGGUCCGGCGUGUGGAGCAAGAAGGAGUGGGUCCUACCGGAAAUUGACCCCGACGACAUCGUGAGCGCCUUCGAAGGGAACUCCAAUCUCUUCUGGGCGGAACGGUUCGGGAAACAAUUCGUCGGAAUGAACGAUUUGUGGGUGAAGCACUGCGGAAUCAGCCACACCGGAAGUUUCAAGGAUCUCGGCAUGACGGUGCUCGUCAGCCAGGUCAACCGUCUACGCAAGAUGAACCGCCCGGUCGUCGGUGUCGGCUGCGCCUCCACCGGGGACACUUCCGCUGCGCUCUCCGCGUACUGCGCCGCCGCCGGAAUUCCAUCCAUCGUGUUCCUCCCGGCGAACAAGAUCUCCACCGCGCAGCUAAUCCAGCCGGUUUCGAACGGCGCUCUGGUGCUGAGCAUUGACUCCGAUUUCGACGGCUGCAUGAAGCUGAUUCGCGAGAUAACCGCGGAAUUGCCGAUUUAUUUGGCGAAUUCGUUGAACAGUUUGCGGCUGGAGGGGCAGAAAACCGCGGCGAUUGAGAUUCUGCAGCAGUUCAACUGGGAGGUUCCGGAUUGGGUGAUUGUUCCCGGGGGCAAUCUGGGAAACAUUUACGCGUUCUACAAGGGAUUUAAGAUGUGCAAGGAUUUGGGGCUUGUGGAGAAGGUUCCGAGGCUUGUUUGUGCUCAGGCUGCAAAUGCGAACCCUUUGUAUUUGUACUACAAGAAUGGGUGGAACGAGUUUAAGGCUGUGAAGGCCAACACUACUUUUGCGUCUGCUAUUCAGAUUGGGGACCCUGUUUCUAUCGACAGGGCGGUGCAUGCUUUGAGGAAUUCGGAGGGGAUUGUGGAGGAGGCGACGGAGGAGGAGCUAAUGGAUGCGAUGGUGCAGGCUGAUUCUACUGGCAUGUUUAUAUGUCCGCACACUGGGGUGGCUCUCACUGCUCUUAUUAAGCUCAGGAAUCGUGGGGUUAUUGGAGGGGGGGAGAGGGUUGUGGUGGUGAGCACUGCACAUGGCUUGAAGUUUGCGCAGAGUAAGAUUGAUUAUCACUCUGGGGCCAUUCCUGGAAUGGGGCGUUUUGCUAACCCUCCCGUUUCCGUUAAGGCGGAUUUUGGGUCUGUCAUGGAUGUGCUCAAGGAUUUCUUGCACGCUAAGUCCCCCAAGAAUAAUAAGUCUUGA